This is a messenger RNA of Tupaia belangeri chinensis (Chinese tree shrew), 507 nucleotides long. RefSeq names its product homeobox protein MSX-3-like. The transcript has 2 exons. Gene Ontology annotation, biological process: embryonic morphogenesis; regulation of transcription by RNA polymerase II. Gene Ontology annotation, cellular component: nucleus. The annotation marks the transcript as partial. The record is from RefSeq and is a predicted model, not a curated record. Gene Ontology annotation, molecular function: DNA-binding transcription factor activity, RNA polymerase II-specific; RNA polymerase II transcription regulatory region sequence-specific DNA binding. NCBI's taxonomy places the organism in Eukaryota, Metazoa, Chordata, Mammalia, Scandentia, Tupaiidae.
GCACCCGCAGCCCGGCGCAUGGCUCCGGCGUCUCUCGGCAUGAACCCGACUGGGCUCAGGGCGCGCGGCGGGGGCGGCGCAGGGCCUGGUCCGCUGCCCUUCAGCGUCGAGUCUUUGCUGGAGGCAGAGCGCGGGCCGGCUGCGGAGUCCGCGGAACCGGGGGAGGAGAGGCCGCUGGGCGUCUCGGAGCCUGGGGCCUGGUUCCCGCCGGCCGCCCGCGCAUCCCCCCCACGUGCCCCCAGCCCUCCACCCUGCACCCUCCGAAAACAUAAGAACAACCGAAAGCCGCGGACUCCCUUCACCACCGCUCAGCUGCUGGCGUUGGAGCGCAAGUUCCGCCAGAAGCAGUACCUGUCCAUCGCGGAGCGAGCCGAAUUCUCCCGCAGCCUGAGCCUCACUGAGACGCAGGUCAAGAUCUGGUUUCAGAACCGCCGGGCCAAGGCCAAAAGGCUACAAGAGGCAGAGUUGGAGAAGCUGAAGCUGGCCUACAAGCCGCUGCUACCCCCG